AUGAUCUUGACCGCCCUUGCAACGUUGCGCAUGGCCGUGGGCUUCGGCCUAAUCUCCAUCCCGAGACAAGUCGGUGCAGUGUUCCUCCUCCCAUACACUCCUGAAGUUGCCAUCACGGCUAGAAUGGCUGGUGGGCGUGAUUUUACAGUCGCGGCUCUUCUUUUUGCCUGUCGGGACCAAGCUAUCAUUUCGGGCGAAACUGAUCCGGUUUUGAAGAACGCCCGUCAGGGCCAGCGCCUCGGCUGGACUGCUACGCAGAGAGCCUUGAUGGCAGGAAUGGUCGUUGAUGGUAUUGACAUACUGAAUGUCGUGAUUGGCUAUUUGGAGGGCACUUUGUCAAUUGAGGGAAAUAAUGACUCGUCCUUCCAGGUCUUAUUCGCCAGUUAUGUCUGCAUCGCCAUCGCAGCAGUCGCGCAGGCUACUUUCCUACCUACCAUUGUGCAUACGUCGAUGCAUUUUUCCACUCAAAAACCAAAAUUAUACACCGCUAUCGUCAAUCUCGUCGUUGUACCCUUGUACUGGACAUAUCUCCUCCAUUCUGGCUGGACGCGUGAACGAAUGUGGCAUUCUAUUGUCACCUUUGCGUUCUCCAUCCACUGCUACCAGUAUAGACCUACUGCAGCUCUCACUCCGACCGACACCUACAACGUUAGUUAUCCGGCCACGUACAGCACGGCAUUCCUCGGCCAGCCACUUCUCCUCGCGCAACUGGUGUUGUUUUCUUAUCGCAGUGCGACAUUAUACGGCGCAAUAGAGCAAACAGUCGGCACAUCGAUCACCGUGGCUGUCUUGUCUAUUGCAAGUAUUAUCGCCACAGAUAUAUCCGAAUCGUGA
Molecule: messenger RNA, 834 nt
Organism: Aspergillus tanneri
Lineage: Eukaryota; Fungi; Ascomycota; Eurotiomycetes; Eurotiales; Aspergillaceae
Exons: 3
Coding region: 1-834 (277 amino acids)
Source: RefSeq, a predicted model, not a curated record